GUCACAGGAAGCAACACCAACGACCUCGUAGGUAGGCACCACAUAUCAUACACUACCAACUUAUGGACACACCUCCGCCGUUUGCCCGUCCCCAGUCAAGUCAAACGCCAGGAUCGAGUACUACAAGGCAGCAAGGGAACAUUGUUCCCUUUUUUCUUGUGCACACUACUGGAUCUUCACACUCGCACGUUUCUUGCUGGUAUGCGGCUCCCGUCCUUUCGAGACGUCUGACUGUCAACUGCCGUCAAUCAAUCCCUUCAACUAGGCAUACAUCGCUUCUUUCCUCAUUCUUGUCUCUGCUUGUCCUUUUUUUCCUAGUUGUUUUUCUUCACUCGUUUCUUCUCAACCUGUGCGCUUUGAUCCUUGCUACAGUUCGACUCAUCGUGCGACCCGAACGGGAUACUCUACAUAGUUUGCACACACUAGUAAAAGAGCCUCCCCUCUACUACGUCGACGGCAGCACCACCCAUGAAGCAAUCCCCGCCACCUGCAUCACUCCUUGACUAUCCACACACUCCACGAAUUUGCCUCAGCCUCAAUUGGGGAAUUUGUGUGCACCUAGGAUCCGUACCCCGACCGUAUUUGUCUGACCGAAUCAAAAGAGCUCACACAUGCGAAAGGUGUUGUUGAACAAAGCUGCAUCAUGGGCCGCCUCUCAUCACACGUGAUGACGACAUGCCUCAUCUCACACUCGCCUCCUGCCGGUCACUGCGCCCAAAGUCCUGCCACACAACCAAACAACCAAACAACCAGAUCCCCAUCAUCCAUUUUCCCUCUCUUGUCUCUCUCUGGGUGCUCGCCUGUGACAGCAUAGGCGGCAAAAAACCCCUGGCUAUACCCGGCAGAAAGGGUGGGUGAGAAGCCCUUUUUGCCCCUGCAUCUUCGACUCCUGAGCUACGGUAU
Messenger RNA from Colletotrichum destructivum, 903 nucleotides. RefSeq lists its product as uncharacterized. Lineage: Eukaryota; Fungi; Ascomycota; Sordariomycetes; Glomerellales; Glomerellaceae. The coding region runs from base 63 to 503 and encodes 146 amino acids. The transcript has a single exon. The record is from RefSeq and is a predicted model, not a curated record.